Molecule: messenger RNA, 2599 nt
Organism: Hypanus sabinus (Atlantic stingray)
Lineage: Eukaryota; Metazoa; Chordata; Chondrichthyes; Myliobatiformes; Dasyatidae
Product: adenylate kinase isoenzyme 5-like
Exons: 13
Coding region: 1-1590 (529 amino acids)
Biological process (GO): nucleoside triphosphate biosynthetic process
Cellular component (GO): cytoplasm; cytosol
Molecular function (GO): AMP kinase activity; ATP binding
Source: RefSeq, a predicted model, not a curated record
AUGCUGACGGGCCUGAUGUACCAUCGUCCUGAGGAACCCAUUGAGUACCUGGAGAACUGCCUGAAGAAAGUCAGGGAGAUCGGUGGACUGGAGAGAGUGCGAUGGGAUACCUUCAUCAUUCAGGAGAAGAGGGCACUGCCACCUGUUGGUGGGAGCCAGGGGAGAAGAGCCAUGUAUCGGAGCGUCCUCUCAGAGAGCCACAGUCUGGCUCAUGAACGCUACGACCGACUGCCCCCCAUUCACCAGUUCUCCAUCGAGAGCGACACAGACCUGUCGGAGACGGACGAGCUGAUUGAGGAGUAUGUGGUGUUUGACCCCUCCAAGCCCCGGCCAAGAGUCAUCCUGGUCAUCGGAGGGCCAGCGAGUGGCAAGGGGACCCAGAGCAUGAAAAUUGCAGAGCACUACAGAUUCAUCCACAUCUCUGUGGGAGAGCUCCUGCGUGAAAAGAUGCUGCACAACGCAAGCACCAACAGGAAGUGGGGCCUGAUAGCGAAGAUCAUCACCAAUGGGGAGCUGGCACCACAGGAGACGACGAUCAGUGAGAUUAAACAGCAGCUGAUGCAGCAACCCGACGCUCAGGGGUUUGUGAUUGAUGGUUUUCCCCGAGAGGUCUCCCAAGCAAUCUGCUUCGACGACCAGAUCUGUGUGCCAGACCUGGUGAUCUAUCUUGCCUGCGCCAACUUACGACUGAGGGAGAGGUUGGAGAAGCGAGCGGAACAAGGCCGGCCUGACAACAACCCCAAGGCCAUCCACCGGCGCCUCGCCACCUUCAAGCAAAAUGCCAUCCCAUUGGUCCAAUACUACCAAGAGAAAGGCCUCAUUGUGACGCUGGAUGGAGACAGGGAGGAAGAGGAGGUGUUUGCAGAUAUCAAGAUGACUGUCGAUGGGAAGAUCGCCCCGGGCAAACAUCCUGUGGCAGGUGUCAGUGCGUCUACCCUCCCUCCAACAGCAGAAGCCAACGUGGAUACUGAGGAGAAGCCUCCGGAAGGUGGACCUGCUGAAGAUCUCCUGUCAGAAAAAUUGAAGGCCAACAAAAUUAUCUUCGUGAUUGGGGGGCCUGGAUCAGGGAAAGGCAGCCAGUGCUUGAAAAUGAUGGAAAAGUACGGCUUCACGCACCUGUCCACAGGGAACCUGCUGCGGAAGGAGAUAACCAAUGAAACGGAACGAGGUAAAAAGAUCAAGAAGAUAAUGGUCGAAGGAGGCUUGGUUCCGCUGGGAAUCACGCUGGAGAUUCUCAGAGAUGCCAUGCUGGAGAACCUGCAGGAGACAAAAGGCUUCAUGAUCGAUGGCUAUCCCCGGACCCUAAAACAGGCUGAAACAUUUGAUAAAUCAUUCAUACCUCCCACCAUCGUACUGCUGAUUGACUGCAGCCCUGAGGUCAUGAAGCAACGCCUAAUAAACCGCGGACAAGCAAGCGGACGCUUCGAUGACAACGAGGUGACCAUCAGCAAGCGAGUUGAAACCUACUUUGCUGACUCCGUUCCCGUUGUGAAGCACUACGAGGGCAAAGGACUGCUGCGGAAGAUUCAAGGGGAAGGAACAGAGGAGGAUGUUUUCCAGAGCAUCACCGCCAUCGUUGAUGAACUUUAGCGGCAGAAUCUUCAAGUCGAAAGAUCCCAGAGCAGCUGUCCGUGAAUCUGAUUCCCCGCAAUUGGCACCGAGCAUUUGUGUUCCUGGCUGCUAAGGAGGAUUAACCGAGACCCCACCAAUAAAAACUCCUGGAUAACUUUCCCCCACAGCCCUUUAGAACUAAUGUUCCGUCACAGUGAUUUUGCGUGUAUACAUUCUUUACAAAAAGGAGGGAUGAAUACAAAUAUUUCUUUUGAAGCUAAGUACUAUAUAUACGUAAGAAAAUGCAAACCCUGUGUCUGUGUAAACUCAGCACAAGUUUGGGUCUGAUCUGGGAUCUCGUUCAUAAUUUGAGCACAGUUACUCUGAUGCAGGGCAACAUCUGUAACAGAAGGCAUAAGACGGGGCUCAAUUUACUGCGUGGCACUAAACCAGCAAAGACUCCCUAAUGUCCCCCCCCCCCCGGUGAGACACCAUCACCCCCUGCGCUGGCCAACCUCACAGACCAGUUUACCAGUGCUUUAUACAGCGUUACACUGUAGUUGGGGAUUAGACUGCAUCACAGUGCUGCUGGUGUGUUGGCCUAUGGAAGCUUCUGCAGAUUGGCUGCCAUCUUCUGACUAAGAUAAAAACCAGAAAUUCCCAGGGGGAAAAUCUCAGCAGGGCAGCCAGCGUCUGUAGAGAGAAACAACAGACACUUUGUCAGAACUGGGCGAGAGAGAGGAAGGAAGGAUGGAUAUGUGGAACAAAAGAACUUUAAUUCUACUCCCUGUUCCCAUGCAGACUAUCUCUACCCUUGCAACACACACAAAAUGCUGGAGGAACUUAGCCGGUCACGUAGUAUCUAUGGAAGAAUAAGCAGUCAACAUUUUGGGCCAAGACCCUGCUAAGCUGCGUGUGUUGCUGCGAUUUCCAGCACCUGCAGAUGUCGUGUUUAUCAUCUGUACCCUCACCUCCUUCACUCGCCUGUACCCUCACCUCCUUCACUCAUCUGUACCCUCACCUCCUUCACUCAUCUGUACCCUCACCU